GUCCUUGGAUAGCCUUUGAAGUCUAUUAUCUCAAUUGAGUGGUCUUUGUUCGAGGAGAGAAGGCUUAUCUUACAAAAAUCGAGCUGGAACGAGCAGAGGUCUGUGAACUCGAGCUGUGAGAGUGCUGAGACUGUUUGGUCGAUAUCUCGAGUUUUACAAAUCCAAUUAAGGCGUGUGAGAUACCCACAGAAAGCUCUCAAGACGAGGAAUCCGUGAAUGUCUGGUUUGCAGGAAUCGGAGUUGUGGAAGGCUUCCAAAUCGUCCGAGAAAAACGCAACCUCGCAGGAGAGGAUUUAAUCCUCUAAAGAAUCGAGUUAGCCGGAAAACACCCGUUCUAGGGGCUGUUUUCGUAUCAACGAUUAAGGGUUGAACUAGCACUUUGAGGAGGCUGUUUAACACUCAUAUUUGAGCAAGGAAUCAGUUCCAAAUCCACCUUGACCAAAGCUUUGACCAUUGGACCAAGGAGGGAAAGUUUAAAGCUCAAUUGAGGUUGAGGCUAGAGCUUGCAUCCUGUGCUCGUUGAUCGAGUGAUUCCUCGGAGAGAAGACUUGGAUUACUAGGAGAAACCCGACCGGCCGUGUACCAGAGGAGACUGGACAGGGCAGUCGAAGGACCUCUAGGGCAUCUAGAGGAGCUGGCCGUGGAGGCCGAUCACAGACCGUGAGUGACGGUCAUGUCGACACAGAAAGUGAAACCUACUGGUCCUAUGAGGACUCGACCUAUCGACCGGAAACUGAACCGGUUGAGACCCCUUAUGAAGGGGAUGAUGAUGAUGUAAGUGAUGAGGAGGAAAAUGGCUCCUUAGCACGGAUUGAAGCACUACUUCAACAGUAUCACCGUGAGCGUGAAGAGAGGAGGGAACGCCGAAGGCGCCGGGCUGGGCAACCUUCGGGCAUGGCUUCACGAGGAGGAAGUCAUGGUGCAUCUAGAGUCCAUGUGGAACCACGUGGAGGCCAAAAUGAUGGAGGUCCAACCAUAAGGAUCUCCAAAUACAUCAAAGAAGCAAGAGAUUUGGGGUGCAAACCCUUUGAUGGAGCAGGGGACAUUUCAGUGGCAGCACAAUGGAUCAAGAGGCUAAAUGAAGCGGCCCUUGACAUGCAAAUCGCGCCGAAUCUCAAACUGAGAAUUGCGGUAAGAUUGCUCGAGGGGAUGGCAUCCAAGUGGUGGGAUGGAACCAAGAACAAGUACGGUGAGACCGUCGUUUGGGAGGACUUCCAACGGGAGUUCUUUGCCCAAUACUAUUCUGAUUUCGAGGUGAAUAAGAAGGUGAGGGAAUACACCCUCCUAACCCAAGGGGGUAACAUGUCAGUGAAGGAGCUUGAGUACAAGUUCCGGGAUCUCGCCGACUACAUACCGGAGUAUGCUUGUGACGAGAACCGCAUGGUGAACCACUUUUGGGACGCUCUUGACUUGGAGAUACGUGAUAGGGCAACGCAAUUGCCUAAUAUGACUUUCGCCCAAGUGGUUGAACAAGCAUUAAAAGGGGAGAAACAGUGGGAGGAACGGAAGAAGAGAGACGCCGAAGAGGCGAAAAAGAGAAAGUGGGAGAGUCAUGGCUCCCAAGGUUCCAACAAAAAGGGAAACCACGGAGGAGGAUCUUUCCGGGCACCACCGCCACCGUCUAGGGGGAACCAAGGCCCGAGUGGGCAAGGCUCGAGGUCACAAACCUCAGUGGUAACUCGUUGCAACAAUUGCAAGAGGAACCAUUCCGGUAAAUGUCGCGACCCCCCUAGAUGUUUCCAAUGUGGGGAUGCCGGGCAUUUGAAGGCACAUUGCCCACAACUGGGCGGGGCAAGGACAUCGGGACCAAGUAGUGGCCCGACGGGUACACGGAAUCAACCCGGGGCUUCUCAAGCAAGCCGGGGACAUGGGGGAGCAAGCGCGAGCAACGCGCCGUCCGUGAACCAAGGAAGGACCCAGGCUAGGGUCUACGCGAUGACGGAGGCGGAUGCUCAAGCUAAUCCGGAUUCCGUUGCAGGCUUAUCUUACAAAAAUCGAGCUGGAACGAGCAGAGGUCUGUGAACUCGAGCUGUGAGAGUGCUGAGACUGUUUGGUCGAUAUCUCGAGUUUUACAAAUCCAAUUAAGGCGUGUGAGAUACCCACAGAAAGCUCUCAAGACGAGGAAUCCGUGAAUGUCUGGUUUGCAGGAAUCGGAGUUGUGGAAGGCUUCCAAAUCGUCCGAGAAAAACGCAACCUCGCAGGAGAGGAUUUAAUCCUCUAAAGAAUCGAGUUAGCCGGAAAACACCCGUUCUAGGGGCUGUUUUCGUAUCAACGAUUAAGGGUUGAACUAGCACUUUGAGGAGGCUGUUUAACACUCAUAUUUGAGCAAGGAAUCAGUUCCAAAUCCACCUUGACCAAAGCUUUGACCAUUGGACCAAGGAGGGAAAGUUUAAAGCUCAAUUGAGGUUGAGGCUAGAGCUUGCAUCCUGUGCUCGUUGAUCGAGUGAUUCCUCGGAGAGAAGACUUGAUUAUGAGUAUUCUCUCUGGGGAGUAAGGACUACCUGAAGAGUGUUGAAAGAAAAAAGUCAAGCAUGAAGUUCAUCUGAGGGGAUAUAUAGUAGUGUAAUCUACUAUAUUUAGGUCCUUUCUGAGAUAGGCCAGCAGGUAUAAUUGAUACAUUUUCCUUUUUUGUUUGCUUUUCUUGCUAUUUCGUCUCAUUUGUAGUGUAACAAAGAAAGAGAAGUCACAUUUUGAGCUAUUUGGUUCCAGGUGAGUGAAAUUACAGAUCUCUCUCAAAGCUUUUAGGUUAUUUUUUUUUUCAAUUUGAUGGUCAUGCUUCUCUCCUGUGUUUGUGCUGCCCAGUUUUAUUCUGAUAAUGGUUUGAUAAGCUCCUCUGAUGUCUUUUAUUUUCAAAUUAAGAUUAGUCUCAUUUGUUUAAUUUCCACUACGUUUUUAUUUUAGGUAUUAUGCUUAAAAUAAUUUUAGAUGCAAAAUGCAGAAUUUUCAUUUUCCCUCGUAUCCAACCUAAAGUAAAUGACAUCCAGGUUGGUAUUCAACUCAAACUUUGGCUUAUACCUAUGUAGUAGGCUAUGUUUGGGAUGAAGAUAAGGAAGGUGACUGGGUGUAAUUUCACUAUUCGUAAAAGGCCUAACCUCAAUAUCUGUGCUUAAGAAGCAGUCUUACCCCUGUACUAAAGCACAAAGAGACAGUUUCCGGAUGACCCAUAGUGAAAAUCGCGUCCAAAAUUGCAUGAACUGACUGUUGCUUUAUAACAAAGAAGCGCAGACAGUUUAGUGAGCCAUUUUGCUUUAUUCCAUCAUAUUCUCAAGCCAAAAAACAUUUGGGAUUUCUUCGGUUCCAAGAUGGUUGUGUCCAGAUGGAUUCCAUCCUUCUUUGUGGAACGGGAUUCCCCCUUUAUUGAUGUUUCUAUUGAAGCUCCUGUUGUUGAUGUUUAUGUUGAAGCUACUGAAAAAAUAGGUGCUGCUACCCAGGUUGUUGCCUUAGUCCCUGUUUUGGAUGUAUCUGGUAAUUUAGAUGCUACUGUUGUCACCCAGGAUGUUAGUGUGCCUACUUCAGCUACUCAAGAUGUUGUUAUCCCCCGGGAAGACUCAAGAUGUUGUUAUCCCCCGGGAAGUUACUAUAGCUACUCUGUUGUCACCAUUCUUAUCACCUUUUUUUUUAUAUUUUUGGGUAUCGACUCCUUUUCUCAGUUCACUCUAUGUCAUUUUCAUUAUUUCUUUAAACACUUUUGAUAAAAAAAAGUCCCUUUUGUUAUCUACACACCAUGUCAAGGUGGGAUUUUGAUCAAUACACAAGGAAUAAACAAGCUGAAAUUGAUCAAGAAGCUGUCAAGAUGAAUGCUUUGGAUGCGAAGGAUUGUAUAAACAACAAGGGCACAACAACAAAUGAAGUUUUGGCUGGUACUCAUUUUGGAAUUUAGCUUAUGGCUGUGUGGUAGAUUGUGUCUGGAAUGCAGCAAAGGUAAGGUUAAGAAAGUAAAAAAACUGAAAACAAUUGUUGCAUAUUUCUUUUUAAUGUUUGGCUUCACAUUUGAAACUGCUACGAUCGUAGACACUUCUUUGGAAGAUGCUCUUUGGUGUGACAUGGGUGACUUGUUUUGUCAAUGUUAUUUAUGGUUAUAAUUGUUAUAAUUU
Messenger RNA from Cuscuta epithymum, 4094 nucleotides. The record is from the annotation of a GenBank genome assembly. NCBI's taxonomy places the organism in Eukaryota, Viridiplantae, Streptophyta, Magnoliopsida, Solanales, Convolvulaceae.